This is a messenger RNA of Drosophila mauritiana, 889 nucleotides long. Its product is annotated as mitochondrial import inner membrane translocase subunit Tim21. Bases 75 to 785 code for a protein of 236 amino acids. NCBI's taxonomy places the organism in Eukaryota, Metazoa, Arthropoda, Insecta, Diptera, Drosophilidae. Gene Ontology annotation, biological process: protein import into mitochondrial matrix. The record is from RefSeq and is a predicted model, not a curated record. The transcript is spliced from 3 exons. Gene Ontology annotation, cellular component: TIM23 mitochondrial import inner membrane translocase complex.
UAAACAGCUGAUUAGAAUUCUUUUUUUCGUAAAGUACAUUUAUUUGUUUUUUACCAUAGAUUUCGGCGUGAACGAUGUCACGGCUAGCUUUAUUGCGCAAUUUGGUCACUCAGCGGCAGAAUUUGUUGCCCGCCAACUUUGGCAGGCUAAAAUGUGCGGCUGCGAUGCACUGGAGUCCACAUUUGCGUCAGGAAGCGUCGCGCGGUGGUGGCGGAUCCCUUCAACGGUCGCAGGAUAACACCCAGGUGUCCACGGAUGUGCGCCCCAUUGGCGAGAAGAUCAAGGAGAACACUAAGACGGCCAGUUAUACGGCGAUUAUAAUCGCCGGAUUAGGGGUGACCUGCGUGAUGUUCUUCGCCAUAUUCCGAGAGCUAUUCUCCAGCGAGAGCCCGAACAAUAUAUACGCGGACGCGUUGAGCCGUGUGGUCGAAGAUCCGCGGGUACAGGAUGCAAUUGGCGCACCCAUCAAGGGAUUCGGCGAGACAUCCAGGCGCGGUCGCAGACAGCAUGUGGCGCACUCCAGCUAUGAGCGCAAUGGAAAGCCCCACAUGCGAAUGCAGUUCUAUGUGCAGGGCCUGAGGAACAAGGCCACCGUGCAGCUGGAGUCCAGAAGGAGUGGCUGUGGCAAACUGGAGUAUCGUUAUCUGUUCGUGCAAUUGGAUCACUAUCCCCGCACCACCAUCAUCCUUGAGGACAACCGUGCAUUUGACCCCACCCCCGAGCCAGCGUCCGCUGGAUCUUCCUUUGGCAACCUAGCCCUGAUGUCCAAUAGCCGGGAUAAGUAGGCGGAUCCUUCCGAUCUUCUCCUCUCCUCUUAAAUUCUCUGUACAUUUGUUAUAUUUAUUAUUUGACUGACAAUGAAAUUGCAUUGGGUAACCAAGCAGAGUCA